CAUACUCCAACCACAGAAGAAGACGAAGUCCCAUACAAACAGACACGUUAGCAUUAGCAUUCUUGUUUGAAACAAGCUAAUUUUCUUUCUCUACAAAUCUAUUAAUAUGUGUUUAUCAUUUACAGCGCGCGUGAGUUCUCCGGAAAUGUAACGGAAUUCCGUUCAGUUUUCUGUGUGUUUUCUGUGUGGAAGUUAUUUACACACCGCUGCUCCGGGUAAGUGUGUGUGUGUGUGUGUGUGUGUGGGGAUCAGGAUGGAGUGUGUGAAGUCGAGUUCGUCCUCUGGAGUAAGUGAGGUGGAGGGAAAAUCUCCGAGCGAGACGUUAACUCCGUUCAUGUUGGCUAAGAUCGAGAGGAACAGACAGAGAGCGCUGAUGCUGAGGCAGGCCAGACUCGCUAACCGCCCUUCUGCUGGGGAAGGUGCCACGGCAACCAAACUAGUGAAGACCAUCGACUCCGGCGCUGGAUUCUUCAUCGAGGACGAGGAGGAGGAGGACGAGCAGCGAGCGAGCAGAGUGGUGCAUAAGCCUGCCCCAGUGAUGGAGCCGGACUAUCUGAUGUGUGAGGAGUGCUCGAAGCCGUUCAUGGACUCAUACCUCAGCAACAGUUUCGAUCUCUCGGUGUGUGACAAGUGCAGAGACAGCGAGGAGAAACACAAGCUGAUUUCUCGUACGGAGGCGAAGCAGCUCUUCCUGUUGAAAGACUGCGAUCUGGACCAGCGAGAGCCGCCUCUGCGAUUCGUCCUGAAGAAAAACCCCCACAAUCCUCGCUGGGGAGACAUGAAGCUCUACCUGAAAUCACAGGUGGUGUCUCGGUCUCUGGAGGUUUGGGGCAGUGAGGGGGCUCUGGAGGAGGCGCGAGAGACUCGAGAGGAGAACAGAGAAGUACAGAAACAGAAACGCUUCAACAAGAAAGUCAAAGAGUUGAGGCGUGCGGUGAGGAGCAGUGUGUUCAGGAAGGACACCAGUGUCCACCAGCAUGAUUACGGUGAGGAGGAGCUGCUGGAUGAGGAGGAGGACCAGUACAGGAAAGUGUGUAAGACCUGCGGACACCAGCUCACCUACGAGAAGAUGUAGAGCUGGCUGUGUCCCAAAUCCAUCCUAUGCUCAUGCCUUCACACACACACACAGAGCGGUGUAAGGAUAGAGCGCCGGUGGAAGUGUUUGUGGACGUCAGAAUGAUUGGUUCUCCAACACUCCCGGUGCUGCCGUCACAUUUCACCCAAAUGGGAACAGUCUUCAUAUGGAAUGCUCCCUACACGUGCUGCCUACUUUGGGAACUCCCUUCUGAUUGGAACAUGUUUGUAGUGACCGUCUGUUACAUUCCGACUGAAUGAAGUGUAAAAUAGUUUUGUAGUAAAGGAGCAACGACUCAGGGGUUUUGGGUUUUGACCUUCAUUUUGUUGAAGUCAUUGUGUGAGUGUGUGUGUGUGACUGAACCUGAUCCUCACUCCUGUAAACCCCACGUCUCGUGCUGUAUUUGGCACGAGUGUGUUUGUGUGCGUACGUGAGAGUGAGCGUUUCAGUUGGGACGUGUUCCAAAUCAGCAAACUGUGAGUGGACUUCAUCUGUAUCCUUCAAUCACAGAUUCCUCGCAGGACGAUUGCUGGAACUGCUUUAAGAUACUGACUGAUGGGUAGAUCUAUUUGGUGCUGAAGUCCCGUUUUAUUUCUGUAUAAAACCGAUUUGGGGGCGGAGCCUCAUCAGCUCAGUUUCUGAUGUCAUAAAAUAAAAUUCCAUGGAUUUGAACCAA
Molecule: messenger RNA, 1751 nt
Organism: Ictalurus punctatus (channel catfish)
Lineage: Eukaryota; Metazoa; Chordata; Actinopteri; Siluriformes; Ictaluridae
Gene: xpa
Product: xeroderma pigmentosum, complementation group A
Exons: 7
Coding region: 254-1075 (273 amino acids)
Biological process (GO): nucleotide-excision repair, DNA damage recognition; nucleotide-excision repair involved in interstrand cross-link repair; base-excision repair
Cellular component (GO): nucleotide-excision repair factor 1 complex
Molecular function (GO): damaged DNA binding
Source: RefSeq, a predicted model, not a curated record